CGCAUACUCACGACCGCAGCGAACCUCUGGGCUAAUCGUCAAUUGUGCCAGUUCAACCAGACAGACCGACAGCGACAUCAUGUCCGACGCGACGAGACCCUUGCCAGAUGGGCUGAGGAGGCUCAUGAUGGAUAGAUCUUCCGCUCGUGCUUCCACCACUCCCGCUUCUACCAUUCCCGCUUCAAUCGCUCCGGCUGUCGAAGAGACCACGACCAGCUCCACUGACGACUCCCACUGCUGCGACACUACCCCUCCUGAUCUCGAUCCUCACUAUCCAUUCGUGGGCCCCGAGUCGUUCAAUUCAGACAUCGACUUUCAAACACAUAUCGGCUCAUCCUACUCGUGGAGUCCGACCGGCGAUAUUUUCGCGACCGGCUGCCAGUUAUGUCGCAAACCCGACUCCAAGGAAUGUCGUCAGUGCAAGGCGGUCCGAUACUGUGGCACGGGCUGUCAGAAAAUCAUGUGGCGGAAGGAGCACAAGGAGAACUGUGGCAAGAACUUCGCGGAUCGCCUCGAGAGCAUCUUAAGGACCGGAGAACCGCUAUGGUACUCGAACAUCUAUCGAGUGUUCGGCUUCUCAAAGGCGACCACGGGAGGCGAUGCGGAGCGUCUUCGUCAGCUCUACUUGGAGCUUCUGGAUGCCAAGGAACUCAACAUCACUACAGAGGACCUGCUCAAGUGGCGUAGCAAGCGCAUCAUGAAGGAGAAAGUCCAGGCAGCCUGCGAACUGCUUCUCGCGGAUCCAGACUGCAAGCCCCGCUUUUCUGCCUGGUUCAUCAAGAACACCCACCUCCUCGACGUCGAAACUAAGGAGCAUGACGCUCAUCUGACGGCUUGGCGUGGCCUUCAUUUGCCGAAAGUCCAGAGCCAGCAGCAGUAUGCAGCAAUCACGAGCGCCUGGACCAACACCGAGGCUCGUUGUUACAUGAUGUUCUACAAGCUCUUCUACGGCAUGGCGCCUGAUGUCACCGACGAGACGUACCGCUACUUCGCCUUCUGUGUCUGCAACAUGACACAACACCCAAACAUUGCGGAUCUCGGCAAGCUCUACGUCGACCUGAUGAAGAAGUGCAACUUCCGACAAUUCGUCCAGGCCAUCGACAACAACAGCCAGCACCCCAAGCCCGGCAACGAGCCAGGUCUUGUGACGUUGUUCAAGUCAAAGGGCCUCGGGGGCCCCCUCCAGCGCUUCCCUCACAUCGAGACGGUCCUGUUCAGUCGAGAGUUCCACCAGGCCGUGUGGUACCUCAAGCAGUACAUCAUCUCCAAGGAGGAGAACUUGCGCCCAGACGGCUUCUUUGGAUACAAGCGACUGAUGCCAGAGGACGCUGACGAGACACUUACGGCCAUUUACUACGAGUACCUGGUCAAGAAGGGUAGAGACCCAAUGGCGCUCCAUGGGGCCUCUGUGGACGAUACUCUCUACGAGUGCGUCCACGCUGUGCUGCCAAAGUUGGACCCGAAGUGUGAGGAGUUGAUGCGCAAUGGGGUCAAGCGCGUACGCGGCGUGGAGACAAAGUUCUGCGGUUGCGUGGACUCUUACCGUUUUUCCGAUGAGGACGUCUUCCACCCAAUGAUCCCGGCCAAUCACGGUCUGGUUUUGGGAGAGCUCUGAGCGGACGGAAGCGCUUCUGGUGAGUGGUCUGGGGUGGAAAAUUGGUGGAGGAGUGGAGCUGAUUUGGGGGCUGCUGGAGAUAGGUACCUGGUUCUGACGUGAAAUCAGGUAGAUAAUGCAACCUGUCUCUCAAACAUCGUG
This is a messenger RNA of Mytilinidion resinicola, 1756 nucleotides long. RefSeq lists its product as uncharacterized. The coding region runs from base 80 to 1615 and encodes 511 amino acids. The record is from RefSeq and is a predicted model, not a curated record. The transcript is spliced from 2 exons. Lineage: Eukaryota; Fungi; Ascomycota; Dothideomycetes; Mytilinidiales; Mytilinidiaceae.